Molecule: messenger RNA, 1318 nt
Organism: Zonotrichia albicollis (white-throated sparrow)
Lineage: Eukaryota; Metazoa; Chordata; Aves; Passeriformes; Passerellidae
Source: RefSeq, a predicted model, not a curated record
GCUGUAGCUGAUGCCCAGGCCCCCCUGGCAUGAUGCCGUCCAGGACCAAUCUCUCUGCUGGGAUCCCCAGUAGCAAAGUCAAAUAUUCCAAACUCUCCAGCACCGACGAUGGGUACAUCGACCUGCAGUUCAAGAAGAGCCCACCCAAAAUCCCCUACAAGGCCAUCGCACUGGCCGUGGUGCUCUUCAUGAUCGGGACCUUCCUCAUCAUCAUCGGAGCCCUGCUGCUGGCAGGGUACAUCAGCAAAGGGGACACCGACCGCGCCAUCCCCGUGCUCAUCAUCGGCAUCCUGGUGUUCCUGCCCGGCUUCUACCACCUGCGCAUCGCCUACUACGCCUCCAAGGGCUACCGGGGCUACUCCUACGACGACAUCCCCGACUUCGACGACUGAGCUCUUAAUGAACCCGCCCUAAUUAGGCUGGCAGCGCCCCUGGGUGCCGCAGGGCGAGGCUGCUGGCCCGGCCUGGAGGCGUGCAGGUUUUCCCGGUUGGGGGGCGUUGACCAAAAGGAAUUGCCAAGAACUUGGGAUUUGUGGGGUUUUUUCCCUCCUCUCGGGGUUGCAUAAUUCCCCUCGCUGGGGAGCUCUUCCUGGGCGAGGCAAUCCUUGCAGUUUUCCAAAAAUAGAGCAGCUGGUUGCAGCAGCAAUUUGUUUUUCCUCUGAGCGUUUUCUAGAGUUUAAUUUAGCUUUCCGUGACACUGUGGUUAUUGUUGGGUUACCUUUGCAGACAGACCAUCAUUAAAUUCUCCUGUUGCUCUCUGUCCAUCAGAAACGCUUCCCAACUGGUCCUGGGGUAAAUCAAGUGGGAUGAGGGGGGAGGUGAUUUCCACACAGGGCACUGGCUCCAGAGCCCCCUGUCAGCCUGGCCAGCUCAUUUCCCCACAAACACCUCCCUGAGCCAGCUUUGCCUGUGCUGCUGCUGGCAAAACCUGCUCAUCCUUCCCAGGGACUGCUGCUGGAGUCUGCCUGGCACUGCAACAACCAGAUGGGUACUGGGAGGAGGAUUGGAACCCAGACUCAAGGGUCUAAAUACCAAAAAUCUUGGGCUGGACUGAUGUGGCUGUUGGAGACACCUGAACUCCAGCUUUGGAGUCCUCUGUGUGGAUAAUUUGCUGUGCAGACGUGGCCAGGCCAGUGAGGAGAAGUUCUCUGUGUAGUCAGUGCUGACCAAACCCCUCUGGGUUGCUUUGCCAGCUUUGCUGCUGUGUCAUUCAGGGAGCUCAGAGCCUCCAGCUCUGCGGGGCCAGAGCAGAACUGCACAACGAGCAGCCAUGCACGUGGGUGCAUUUCACACCAAUAAAGUUCUGUGUUCUCUGCAA